AGCUAGCUAGCUGAACCGUCUCCCUUCCUCCUCCGCCCCGUAUAAACGCCGGAGCAGCACGCGAACGGCACCACCGUCUCGCCAGUCGGCAUCUCCAUUUCCCUCUCGGGCAACCUCCUCGACCUCAUAGCGGAUCCGUGGAACCAGGUCGUGCUGCAUCUUGUGAAUUGGGAGGGAGCUCUGGAUCGGCGUCGCGUCGGCGAUGGGGUCAUUGUCUGCGGUGAGUAAGGAUGCCGUCGUCGUCGGCGACGGAGCGAGGGAGGACCAGCACCGGCUGCGGGCGAUGGCGGCGAGGACGAUGACGGACGCGCUCAGCGCGGCCGUCGCCAGGUCCGGCGCGCCGGAGAAGGCGGCCAGGCUCGAGGAGUGCGCGCGGAGCCUCGAGGCCGAGAAGGCCAAGAUGGAGCUCUUCCGCCGCGAGCUCCCCAUCAGCGUCCACCUCAUCGCCGACGUGAUCCAGUGGCUGAAGGAUGAGCUGGCCCAGCACCGGAAGAGGCCGGCGCCGGACCAGCUGCUCGCCGCGGCACCGUCACCGGCGCCGUCGGCCGAGGGCGUCAAGACGGAGCCGGACGCCACCGACAAGAGGAGCUGGAUGAGCUCCGCGCAGCUCUGGACCUGCGGGAGCCACAGCACCGCAAGCACCAGCAUCAUCAGCAAUGGCGGCAGCGACAGGAAGAAACAGGCCCAAAAGGUGUCUAAUGCGUUCAUGCCACUGAAUGGGUUGCCAUCCUUCCCAAAAUCAUCGGAGAGACCAGAGACGGCAGCCAUGGCAGUCCCAGACUUGUCCCUCUCAUCCCCCGUGAUCGACGCCCCAUGCCCGGGUGGCCCGAGCGCCAACAGCAGCGUAGUCACUGACGCCGGAGAGCAGCAGCGGCAGCAGUCGCGCAAGGCCAGAAGGUGCUGGUCGCCGGAGCUGCACCGCCGCUUUGUCGCCGUGUUACAGCGGCUCGGCGGACCACACGUUGCCACUCCGAAGCAGAUCAGGGACAUGAUGAAGGUGGACGGGUUAACGAAUGAUGAGGUCAAGAGUCAUCUGCAGAAAUACAGGCUACACACGCGGCGAACAUCCGACGGUGAUCGGCAGCAGCAGGCCGCCGGGGUGUGGCCACCGCCAGAGCAGUACACCACGUCGCAGCACAGCACGUCGCAGUCCGGCUCGCCCCAGGGACCCCUGCAGCUCACCGUGUCGAGCCGAGCGGCGUCGGUGACCGCCGGAGACAGCUGCGAUGGCGGGGACGAGGAGGACGGCAAGUCGGCGAGCUACAGCUGGGAGAUGCAGCAGAACGGCACGAAGGCGUCGUCGUCGUCUUGAACACCGCGAUCGUUUGUAGAAUCGGAGAGGCAUGCUGCACUGCUGCAUGUAGGACAACAACAACGCUACUGAGGAUUCAGGAUUGAGGCUUUUUUUUCCUUGUGUAUAGAGGAUGAGAGAUUCAGGGACUGAGAGGUGGGCUUUUUGAGGUGGAAUUUCCUGAAAGUUAACUGAACUAAUCUGUAAUUGAGGUUUUUUAGGGACAUAUGGUGUUAUAGUAAGACAGGUGUUAGAUCGCACUAUAUUGUACUAGUAUGAUCUUUCAGGUGAAAUCAGGUGACGAUUAAUUUAAAUUUAGGACUGGUUGCUUGGUUUGGUACUACAA
Messenger RNA from Lolium perenne, 1637 nucleotides. Its product is annotated as transcription factor HHO6. The record is from RefSeq and is a predicted model, not a curated record. Gene Ontology annotation, biological process: regulation of DNA-templated transcription. NCBI's taxonomy places the organism in Eukaryota, Viridiplantae, Streptophyta, Magnoliopsida, Poales, Poaceae. Gene Ontology annotation, molecular function: DNA-binding transcription factor activity; DNA binding.